CACUCCUAAGCACGUUUUGUCUAUUAAAGUUCAAUUGUUUCUUAUGAAUAUGAAUCAUUUGAUCUCUUCGGUCCAUUGACUCAAUGUGAGAUUUUGCCAAAUUGUUAAAAAAACAAGGUGGCAAUAGUUUAUUAACGACAGCCCAUGUGUUCUGGCCUUCUGGGGUUCUAGCAUUAGCCCAAAUCUAAAUCUAUCUAGUGUAGUUUGUUAAUACUAAGUGAACGAGCUGGACCGAGCCCAUAGUUUGAAAAUUAGAUGAAACAGCCCACAUAAUUCGAAACCCAACUUCUUCAGGCAACCCAGUGAAUACAGAGUAGAGUAGACUUGGCCAAUUAGGGUUUUGGGGGUUUCCCUUCCCUUAUAUUCUUCCUCGCCCCAUUUUUAGCAGAGCUGCGAUCCUUUUCUGUGCGAGAAAGAGGACGACGGUGAAGGGAAAACUCGGAGGCAGGGAACGCCUCGUCGUCGCAGCACGCAAUCAUGGUGCACGUCGCCUUCUACCGCAACUAUGGGAAGACGUUCAAGAAGCCUCGUCGUCCUUAUGAGAAGGAGCGUUUGGAUGCUGAGCUGAAGCUAGUGGGAGAGUAUGGACUGCGGUGCAAGCGGGAGCUGUGGAGGGUUCAGUAUGCACUGAGCCGCAUCCGUAAUGCUGCUAGAAUGCUUUUGACUCUGGAUGAGAAGAACCCACGUAGGAUCUUUGAGGGUGAGGCCCUUCUUCGAAGGAUGAACCGCUAUGGACUGUUGGACGAGAGUCAGAACAAGCUCGAUUAUGUCUUGGCCUUGACUGUUGAAAACUUCCUUGAGCGCCGUCUGCAGACUAUUGUUUUCAAGGCUGGUAUGGCUAAGUCUAUCCACCAUGCCCGUGUCCUCAUCAGGCAGAAACAUAUCAGGGUUGGAAGACAGGUUGUGAAUGUGCCAUCUUUCAUGGUUAGGAUUGAUUCGGCUAAGCAUGUUGAUUUCGCAUUGACUAGUCCAUUUGGUAAUGCCGACGUGAAUGGAAGGGUGAAGAGGAAGAACAUGAAAUCAGCGGCGUCUAAGAAGGGUGGUGCUGGUAGUGACGAUGAAGGAGAUGCUCAGGAUUAAAGCAAAAUAGGUUGCCUUUGGAGUUGAACAACUAGUUUUGCUUUCUGUGUUGAAUCAUAUCAAUCCCAUAUGCGUCUGUUUCUUUGAUUAGUGAACUUCAGUGGGAACAAUCUAUCCAAUCAGUCUUGUUUUUUCGUUUUGGUAUUAUAAGCACUAAGCAGAUAUUUUUCCUAUUUGGUUUUUCAUGAAUUGCGUUCGAGUUUUUGUUGUUAUGGUCUAUUCGGUUUGUUUGAAGCUGUGUUCAUUUUGUGAAGUUGUGGUCUCGUCAGGAUCAACACGGUUAGGGAUGGCAAUAUUAGUAUAUACCUAUGCGUAUUUUACUAUCCAAUUCAAUUGGAUUGGGUAUGAAAUUCAAAUAAAUGUUAGAUGAGUAGAGUUUGAUGGGUUUGUACUCAUACCCAUUUACUUGAGUUGGGUUUUUAACAUAUUGAUUUGGGUUUGUACCCAUACCCAAAUGCAAAUUAUAAUUUGGUAUCUAAACUUAAUAGUUAUGAAUAUUUAGUACUUAAAUUAAUUUUUUUGUAUAUAAGUCCUCAAAAUAUUGAUGAAAAAUUACAUUUUAGUAGCUAAAAUUUUUUGGUCUCACAUUUUGAUGUCUAAACUUUUCAAAUUUUACAAAUAGGUCCAAUUUUUGUAUAUGUAGUUAAAACACCCUCAAGUAAAUGGAUAUCUAUAUCCAACCUAUACCCAUUUAGAUAAUAUCCAUAUCUAACCCAAACCCAUAUACAAACCCCAAACCCAUACACAUAUCACCCAAACCCUACCCAUAAUUAAUGGGUCUACUUGGGUUUAGACAAAAUUACCCAUGGGUGGGUAAAUUGCCAUCCCUAAACACGGUUAAGGUUUCGUAAAUGGAUUUUUGGUAAGCUAGCGUUCUUUAUACUCAUUAUUAUUUGAGUCAGGAAUGUACGUGGGCACUGGGCCGUGCCGCCCACGGGCUAGCACGUCACGACACGGUUAGAGCACGACACGAGCACGGGCACGAAAUAAAUGGGCCAACCUGGCACGAGCACGAAUAAUUUAUGAGCCGUGCCGGGCCUAAAUUUCAUGGGCACGGGCACGACACGAUAUAUAAAUGGGCUGUGUCGGGCCUAAUAUUUUCGAGACUUUAUUGAGUAUAAGAACGGACAUGACACGUAAUAUUUAUUUGAUAGAAAAUAAAUAUAAAAAAAUUUAUAUGUUCAAAUAUUACAAAACACAAGUAGAAAAAUAAUUAUUUGUUGUUGUUGGAAGUGUCAUAAAGAUAUAUACGCAAUUAUUAACAUAAGUAAAAAUGGACAAAGAAUUAAAGAAAGCCAAAUCACACUAGCUAUACUUCCAAUUUUCUUUUUCCCCCUUAUUCGUCAUUUUCAUUAAACACAAAUACGAGCAUGACACGAGCACGAAUAGGCACGACACGAUUCGAACCGUGUCCGGGCCUGUGCUGGACCUAACAAAGUUAACAAAUGGACUUGCAUGACACGACACGAAAACUAACGAGCCGUGUCAAGCACGACACGAAAUAAAUAGGCUCGAAGCGUGCCCGUGCCGUGCCGGCCCAAGCACGGUCCAGCGCCAGUCAGGAACCAAAUGACAUGACAUAUCGAGAUAUACUCGAACUCGUGAAACGGUUUAAAGUUUGACAGUGGAAAUGGAUAAAAUAAUUUUGUGAUUAGCUUUUGUUAGCAUAUCUGCCGCCAUCGUCAGGGAUCUGAAGACGAUCCCCGGCCCGGUGGACAUCCUCAAUUUCUCGAUCCAAGUCUCUUAACUUCCCUAUUUCAGAAUUCGUUGUGUCAAUAGUCUAUACAUACCGAAUCUUGAACAUGAUUUCUAUCCAAACUCAAUGCCUUGAUUUUCGAAGUUAAUGUUGGAGGUGACACACUUGUAAGUUGCUUGCUCAUCUUGUUUGAUAAACCUCACAAAUCUCU
Messenger RNA from Linum trigynum, 2987 nucleotides. NCBI's taxonomy places the organism in Eukaryota, Viridiplantae, Streptophyta, Magnoliopsida, Malpighiales, Linaceae. The record is from the annotation of a GenBank genome assembly.